AUGCACGGCGGCGGGAAGCGAGGCCUGGCGCGGAAGCAUGGCGGCGGCGAUGAGCAGGGCUUGGAGCAGAAGCACGGCGGCGGCGAAGAGCAGGGCCUGGCGGGCUGGAGUGGUUGUCGACGGCAGGGCCUGGCCCAGAUACACGGCGGCGGGAAGCGGGGCCUGGCGCGGAAGCAUGGCGGCGGCGAUGAGCAGGACCUGGCGGGCUGGAGUGGCUGUCGAUGGCAGGGCCUGGCCCAGACGCACGGCGGCGGGAAGCGGGGCCUGGCGCGGAAGCAUGGCGGCGGCGAUGAGCAGGACCUGGCGGGCUGGAGUGGUGGUCGAUGGCAGCACCUGGCUCAGAUGCACGGCGGCGGGAAGCAAGGCCUGGCGCGGAAGCACGGCGGCGGCGAUGAGCAGGGCCUGGAGCAGAAGCACGGCGGCGGCGAAGAGCAGGGCCUGGCGGGCUGGAGUGGCUGUCGAUGGCAGGGCCUGGCCCAGAUGCACGGCGGCGGGAAGCGGGGCCUGGCGCGGAAGCAUGGCGGCGGCGAUGAGCAGGACCUGGCGGGCUGGAGUGGCUGUCGAUGGCAGGGCCUGGCCCAGAUGCACGGCGGCGGGAAGCGGGGCCUGGUGCCGAAGCAUGGCGGCGGCGAUGAGCAGGACCUGGCGGGCUGGAGUGGCUGUCGAUGGCAGGGCCUGGCCCAGAUGCACGGCGGCGGGAAGCGGGGCCUGGCGCGGAAGCAUGGCGGCGGCGAUGAGCAGGACCUGGCUCGGGUGUCCAGCAGCGGCGUCGAACAGGGCCUGGCGCUGAUGUUUGGCGCUGGAGAGCAGCGCCCGGCCCGGAGAGAUGGCAACCAGCUGCGCCUGGUUCGGGUGCACGGUGGUGGUGGCGAGCAGGGCUCUGCUCAGCUGCACGGCUACGAUUAG
Molecule: messenger RNA, 906 nt
Organism: Balaenoptera ricei (Rice's whale)
Lineage: Eukaryota; Metazoa; Chordata; Mammalia; Artiodactyla; Balaenopteridae
Exons: 1
Coding region: 1-906 (301 amino acids)
Source: RefSeq, a predicted model, not a curated record